AUGGGCAAGUCCUGGGCGCUCAUCAGACACCUCCACACCGUCGCCGGGCCGAGCAUUACCCUGCUGUACCCUCUGUACGCGUCGGUGUGCGCCAUGGAGAGCCCGUCCAAGGUGGACGACGAGCAGUGGCUGUCCUACUGGAUCAUCUACUCCUUCAUCACGCUCCUGGAGAUGCUCGCCGAGCCGCUCCUCUACUGGAUCCCCGUGUGGUACCCGGCGAAGCUGCUGUUCGUGGCCUGGCUCGUGCUGCCGCAGUUCAAGGGCGCCUCCUUCAUCUACGAGAAGCUCGUCAGGGAGCAGCUCCGCAAGUACCCGCGCAAGGGCAAGGGCAAGGGCAAGGGCGACGUCGACGACGAUGACCACAAGGUGCACAUAGCCAAGCUACACUGUAACAUGAUAGAACGCAAUGAGUUCAGCAUGAUAGAACACAGAGUGCACGGUGAUACAGCAAGCACGGUGAAGGCCAGUACCUUGUUAUCAGUUAACAGAUACUGUAACAUGAUAGGACGCAAUAGUACAGUAGUACACGGUGUUAACAGUGUUGCAUCCUGGAGAUCAAGGAAACCAACUUUGCACAGAAAGGAGGAUGUGAACUUCAGCCUCUUAUUAAAGGGUUCCAAGACCUGA
Miscanthus lutarioriparius is the source of this 627-nucleotide messenger RNA. The record is from the annotation of a GenBank genome assembly. NCBI's taxonomy places the organism in Eukaryota, Viridiplantae, Streptophyta, Magnoliopsida, Poales, Poaceae.